Messenger RNA from Silurus meridionalis, 6564 nucleotides. RefSeq names its product chloride channel protein 2-like. Gene Ontology annotation, molecular function: voltage-gated chloride channel activity. The transcript has 24 exons. Lineage: Eukaryota; Metazoa; Chordata; Actinopteri; Siluriformes; Siluridae. Gene Ontology annotation, biological process: transmembrane transport; chloride transport. Gene Ontology annotation, cellular component: membrane. The record is from RefSeq and is a predicted model, not a curated record. Bases 418 to 3108 code for a protein of 896 amino acids.
AAGUGAGCACGCGCGGCCCGGGGGCGGCUCACUCCGGGACACACUUCGUAGGGAAGCACGGUUCGGUUUCAGACGUUGCCGGUGAUUUUCGCCGUGGUCCCGCCUCGGCUCGCGUCAGGAACCUAAAGGGACAUAAAGAGAUGGACAGACUCCGGCAGGCGUCACGCAGCACGCUCUCUCCGGUGCAUCCGUAUGCGUGACGCGCGCGCCCGCUUCAUGCCACACGUUCGCGCAUAAACCCUCAGUGCCCGUACCUGUACCCGUGCUCAGCGCGUGCCCCCACCGUGCGUUCUGUUCUGGUGGGCUUCAGCUCCGGCGUGUGUUUGUGUGUGCGCGCGCCUCUUUCUCUCUCUCUCUCUCUCUCUCUCUCUCUCUCUCUCUCUGGUACCGGGACUCCGCGAGCGUCUGCAGACAACCAUGGCCGGAGACGGUUCGGAUCAGCGCGCGCUGCAGUACGAGCAAACUUUGAUGUAUGGACGCUACACACAGGACCUGGGUGUGUUUGCCAAGGAAGAAGCAGCACGUCUGAGGGAGGAGGCGACGUUCAGACGUCUGGUGACUGAGAGAAGUCGAUCACUCGAACUGCUCGAGUACGACAAGAGUCGCUGUGCCAAGUGCAGGAUCUGUACAGUUCACUGUCAGAAGUUUCUGAUCUCCCGUGUGGGUGAGGACUGGAUCUUCCUUAUUCUGCUUGGACUCGUCAUGGCCCUUGUCAGCUUCAUCAUGGACUUCUGCAUCGCUAUCUGUCUACAAGCUCAGAAGUGGAUGUACGGAGGUUUGGACAGUAACAUGGUUCUGCAGUACUUGGCGUGGAUCACUUACCCUGUAGUGCUCAUCAGCUUCUCCGCCGGAUUCACACACAUCGUAGCACCACAGGCUGCUGGUUCUGGUAUUCCUGAGAUGAAGACGAUCCUGAGGGGUGUGGUGCUGAAGGAGUAUCUCACUCUUAAAACCUUUGUAGCCAAAGUGAUUGGUCUGACAUGUGCACUGGGGAGUGGGAUGCCUCUGGGCAAGGAGGGUCCAUUUGUACACAUUGCGAGUCUUUGUGCUGCGCUGCUCUGCAAGUUCAUGUCACUGUUCGGUGGAAUUUAUGAGAAUGAAUCACGGAACAUAGAAAUGUUGGCCGCUGCAUGUGCUGUAGGUGUCGGCUGCUGCUUUGCCGCCCCAAUUGGAGGUGUGCUUUUCAGCAUUGAGGUCACCUCCACAUUUUUUGCUGUGAGGAACUACUGGCGUGGGUUCUUCGCUGCUACAUUUAGUGCCUUCAUCUUCAGAGUGCUUGCAGUGUGGAACCGAGACGAAGAAACCAUCACUGCUCUCUUCAAGACACGUUUCCGCCUCGACUUUCCUUUUGACCUUCAGGAACUCCCCGCCUUUGCUGUGAUUGGAAUAGCGAGUGGUUUCGGCGGCGCUCUGUUCGUUUACCUGAACAGACUCAUUGUCCAGUUCAUUAGGAAACAGAAGGUGAUCAACAAGUUCCUCAUGAAAAAGCGUCUUCUUUAUCCUGCCCUUGUCACCCUCCUGAUCUCCACAUUGACCUUUCCUCCUGGAUUUGGACAGUUCAUGGCAGGCCAGCUGACCCAGAAGGAGUCUCUGGUGACGUUGCUGGAUAACCGCACAUGGGCGAAGCAGGGCAUUGCUGAGGAGUUUGAGUAUGAUGGUCAUGCUGCUGCCUGGAAACACCCACAGGCCAAUGUCUUCAUCACCCUCGUCAUCUUCAUCGUGAUGAAGUUUUGGAUGUCAGCUUUAGCCACCACUAUCCCAGUCCCCUGUGGUGCUUUCAUGCCUGUCUUUGUAAUAGGUGCUGCUUUUGGCAGGUUGGUGGGUGAGAGCAUGGCUGCUUGGUUUCCUGAGGGGAUUCACUCAGACGGUGUUGUGUAUUCAAUUGUUCCAGGAGGAUACGCUGUAGUGGGUGCGGCGGCUCUAUCGGGAGCUGUAACACACACGGUGUCGACGGCGGUGAUAGUGUUUGAGUUGACGGGACAGAUCAGUCACAUCCUCCCCAUCAUGAUUGCAGUGAUUUUGGCUAACGCUGUGGCACAGAGUCUCCAGCCCUCCAUCUACGACUCCAUCAUCCGCAUCAAAAAACUACCCUACCUCCCCGAGCUGGGCUGGGGGCACCACGAAAAGUAUAAUAUCCGUGUGGAGGACAUCAUGGUGAGAGAUGUGAGAUUCAUCACACUGAACUGCACUUACAGAGACCUGCACGAUGUCCUGCUCACUGAGAGACUUAAAACACUUGCACUGGUCGAGUCCUCAGAGUCGAUGAUUUUAUUGGGCUCGAUUGAGCGCGCUCAGUUGCAGGCGCUGUUGUCCAAUCAGCUCGGCCGGCCGCAGAGACUCGAGUACCUACGCCAGCGCUCUCAGAACGAGAAGAAACACUUAGAGACACACUGCAACGAGGAGAACGUUCACAAGUCCAACCUGGAAGUCCGCUUCCAGAUUUCUACAGAGGAAUCAACUUUUACUCCUCCACGUUCUGUCUCACCGAAACCACUGAAGCCUGCACUGAAGAGACAAUCAGUUGUGGACAGAGGCUCACAUUUACCUUCAAGUCAGGAGUCGGGCAUCGCAUUAAAGAGCCUCUUCUGUGCCCACCCAGAUCCUGAACAGGGAGAGAUGAAUAAUCUGGAGAGCUCGGAGGCUCCUGAGUACAGGAAACUGAAGCGUGUGAGGAUAUCUGUAGCGGAAGAAGACUUUGAGGACGACAUGACCAUGAGAGAGAUCGCUGAGUGGGAGGAGCAACAGCUUGACAAGCAGGUCAACUUCAAUAAUUGUAAGAUUGACCCCGCCCCCUUCCAGCUGGUGGAGCGCACCUCACUGCACAAGACGCACACCAUUUUCUCUCUGCUGGGGUUGGACCACGCCUACGUCACCAGCAUAGGACGCCUCAUCGGGGUCGUAUCCCUCCGAGAGCUGCGUAAAGCCAUUGAGGGUUCGGUGACGGUGAAGGGGGUGAAGGUGCGCCCCCCGCUGGCCAGCUUCAGGGAUAGCGGCACCAGCAGCAGCGACGCAGAGGUGACCGAACUCCACAAACUGUGGAACCGUCACACCAACAUGACGCUGCCAAGGGACCAGCAGCCCUCCGACUCGGACGAGAAAUCCCAGUGAACAAAAACACCACAAAAAAGGAAGCGAAAAAAAGUCACAUCAUUUACUCAAAAGCUGCACACUUCUGGGAUUCUUCUGGAAAGUUUUGUUCUGUGAUCUUUCACGUCCCACUUCUUCUGCACUGAUUUUACUUCCUGGUUUCGAUAAAAAGGGAUGUACUAAUGCUAACACUUCCUGAACAAUUCCAAAGCCGUCCUGUUCCUGUCUUGUUCUUCCUCCUGACUUUCGUCUUCCUUUUAUGUCCACAAGGUUUUUCUCUCGUAGCUCGUUAUUGAUACGGAGCCAUGCGAUAUUUAUAUUUAAUAUAUUUACACUGUUCUUAAUGAGCUCUUUUAACAAAUCCCCCCCCCCCAUUACUGGUGUAAAUUAUUUGUAAAUUCAAAUGUAUUUUUUACAUUCUAGCCUUUUUGUUGUCACGUGUCCUACAUGAAGUUCCAAUUUCCAGAUAUGUUCCUCAAGGAACCCGUUUGUAUCUCAUCAUCUGUGAGAUCAAAUGUUCUGACCUUCUGCUCAGUAUUCAUUUUCAGAUGAUCUGCAGCAUCUCAUAUAACCCUUUUUUUCUUGGUCUAAAGAAUCCAACAUUCUUUAGAUGUGUUCCUCAGAGAAGUGCGUCUCAUCAUCUUUUAAAAACUUGAACACAGAACCUAGUCUUGACUCAUACUUUGGCUCUCACUUCCUGCUGAAUAUAAAAACCUGCAGCAUCUCAUAGGACCUUUAUUUGAUCUGAAGAAUCUAACAUUUUUUUGUCUUCCUUAAAGUCUUGUACCCCAUCAUCUUAUCUGAUGAACCUGAUGACCCGGAUAUUCCAUUCCAAUCAGCUUCUUCAACUCCAUUCAUGCUGAAUAGUUGCCUCAUACCAUAAGUUCCAGUAUUCCUGGGGUCUUUUGCAAGCAGAACCGAGAUCAAGUAUUUCCCAUAUCCUGCUUAAUGACCUCCUUGAAGAGCUGCUGUAAGAUCUCAAGAAUAUAUUGGGACCUUCUAUGCAUUUAUCCUGUAGAUGAAACAAAUGAUUUUACAAAUGCCAUUAUGCUCCUUCAGGAACCUGAAGGCAGAACAGCAGAACCUACUCAUUCUAGUACAUUUUGUCGAUUUGUGGUUUUCUCAUCUAAAGAGAAUUAAAGUUUGUUCCUUGAGCAACCAGUCCACCGAACUUUUCAGAAUUCUACAAGAUGAGCUGUAAGAACUCGUAGAUCUAAGAUCUUAAAGUUUUUUUUGAAGAUCAUCAUCAUAUCCAUGUUCUGCUUUUUCCUGUUAGAGGAUAACAUUCAGGUCCCUCACCUCUCGGGUUAGAUGUCUUCUCAUAAACAGUAUUUCAUGUAAGAUCUGCAGAAGCUACAUUUGUCAAUUUAUGAGCGUUUUCAGAGCACCAAGUGUUUGAGAAACCUGUCCAGGUUUUGGACUCACAGUUGCUUAUUCUCAUUGAUCACUUGCUGAAGUCAGAUGUUACCUGCUGAAUAAUUCUUGGACACAUGUUUUAUCAUUUCAUAAGGUCUUAAAGUUUUAAGAUUCUUCAUGAGUGUUUCACCACGUUUUGGUUCUUCCAAUUAUUGUUCUCGUUCAGACUUCAGGUCUUUUUUUUCUGGAGCUGGAACUGGAUAUUCCGUCGGAACCUCGUGGAGUUCAUGUACCUGGUGGAGUUUCACCCUCUGUUCCAAUAUUCAGAUUCUCCUGAUAGUCUUCAGUGAGCACUGAUUAGCCAAAGACCUGGUUUUCGGUCCCUGCAGUGAUGUUCCUCUGUUCACUACACAUUUUCCCUAUUUAGAGUACAACAUCCUGGUGCUGUAGAUACCUAGUGCACUACAGUCACACCAGAACGCCCCCUGAGAUUAGUUUUAGGAACGAAACGAUUUUUGCACUUCCUUCUUGUUUUGCGAUUGAGGACUUUGCCAUUAAAAUAAACCCUUUUGAGUCGUACUGCUGUAGCAUCAAAGAAAACUGACCCUCCACUGAAACUCCUCCUACUUUUACAGGUACAGAAACGUCUACGUUUUUCUGAUGGAAAGUCGUCAAUAUCAAGGGAACAACUGUAAACACUCUUAUAGCGCGAGUGCAAUUAUAAAUAUAUUUUUGUUAUGCUUAAUCAUUGACAUGCAGACUAGUGUUAAUUAAUCAAUUAACCUGUUUGUGUUUUCUUGAUUCGCGCCGUGGCCCUAAACGUGUCCACGUGCGCACGUGUCUUCACUCAUACACUAACUACACUCCUCGAUUAUAACUCUAGCUAGCUGAUCUCAACAGACGAGGUCUAACGAUUCUAACGAUCUAACCUGAGCAAGCGUCUGACUCACGUGUAGGAAACGUGUCUUUGUGAGUUCAUAAAACUCGACAACGGAAAAAUCUUCGGGAAAAAUCUAAAUAUUUUCCUGUAUUUCAUUUCUGAACAAAUCUUCUUGAGCAACAACAAAAAAAAAAUGAGACGGACGCAACUUUUUUGCUGUAUUUGAUGUGGUAAAUGUUUUUGUCUCAGAGAUUUAUAUAUUAAUAUGUUUGUUUGUUUGUUUGAUCAAUUAUGUUGAUUUUUAUUUAGAUUGUUGUCUAUGAUUCUCCCUCUGACCAAUAGGCUCGUGUGUGGGUGGGGUAGAGGGCGGGACUUGCCUUAUAUCGCUAUGAAGUAAGGUUUUAUGGUAUUAGGUUUACAGAUGUAAUAUAUUUGCCUCCUAACAUAUUAAGUACUGGAAUGAUCACGUAUUAAUGAACCACCUGAUCAGAUUUAUUUGUUUGUUUGUGUUUAUGUUUCCAGGAAAACAUAUUAGCAAUGUGCUAGCUAGCAUUGCAAUGAAAUAUCUGACAAAGUGCCUGAAACAUCUCUGAUAUCAUCUAUUUAGAAAGUGUUGUACAUUUACUGAUGAUCCACACUGAUGCACAUUUAUGAUUUGUAUUUUUUUUUUUACCAUCACACUCCUUCUUACUCGCACUCGGGUAACCAUAGCAACCGAUUCUCCGCCCCUUAUUCCUGUCUUAACAACAGGACAUUAAAAUAAUCAUGACCAGGAUUUUAUUUUGUUUCUUUAGUUGUCUUUUUUGUGUUUUCUAUAAAUCAUAGUGUGCAUUUAUUAACAAUCACCUGUGGAGAGAGCAUGUGGGCGGAGCAAGGGGUGGAGUGAGAGACAAGGGGGCGGAGCAAUAGGAACUAUUUUUCUGUUAAUGUUGUAAUCUUAAAAUUAAUGUGCAAUAAUGCCUGUUUGUUUUUGUGUGUGUGUGUGUGUGUGUGUGUGUGUGUGUGUGUGUGUGUGUGAGAGAGAGAGAAAGAUAGAUGACGUUAUUUUUGUAAAGACUUGAUGUUACAGUAUGCACUGAGGCCGAGGGAAUUCUGAAUCAGUAAAACCUCUGGCACUACAAACACACACACACACACACACACACACACACACACACACACACACACACACACACACACACGUCCCAUUCUUCAAAAGGAUUGUUUUAUAUCAGGGAUGAAUAAAGAGAAUUUAACAUAAA